CCCGCAACCACUGGACCUGUUUCUUUUGGAAGCCAGACAAGAUCAUAUUGCCCCAAAUUGAAAGCUUUAGCAAAAGACAUUAGAGAAGAACAUAAUCUUUUUUCUCAAUUUACUCAUUCAUACGUCACAACUACAUCUUCUUAUCAUUAAUUUUUUUCCUUUUUUCCUCUGUUCGGUUGCUUCUUCCUCUUUGAUGUAAACGUGGCAUGGAAUGCGUAGAAAGCUGAAAUUGGAUAUGACAAACAUCUCAGUUCAUUAUAUUAGCAAAUUUGUGCAAGUCUCUGGCAUGUCAGUUACGACAUGGAUGAACUUCCAGGGGCUUUGGGUUCUAGUGGUAGCUUGGCUUUGAGAUUAGGACAGGCUAUCUUCUCUGUUGCUUCACUUCUUUUCAUGUGUUUCGAUAUCCCUUUCUAUAGCUACACUGCUUUCUGCUUUUUGGUGACAGUAAUGGGUUUGCUUAUGGCGUGGAGCUUGACACUAGCAAUGGUGGAUGCAUUCUCAGUUCUUAUUAAACUCCCAACUCGUCUGCCUGGAAUAAUGUCACUUGUUGUAUUAGGAGAUUGGGUCCUGUCAUUUCUAGCACUAGCUGCAUCAUGUUCAACAGCUAGUGUGGCUGACUUUCUUAUUCAUUCUAGAAGCUCAUUCUGCGAGGGAACUUUAUGCACCCGUUACCAACUCUCCGCUACCAUGGCUUUCUUGGCUUGGUUUCUGACAUUUUCGUCGUCCCUCUUCAAUCUUUGGCUUCUUCCCAGCUUAAACGUAUAGUACUUAUAUCUCUCUGGUGCAAUGUGAUAUCCGGAAUAACCCGGAGGUAAUUUGUAUAUGGCACAACUUCCGUAUAGUCUCUUGGAGUUGAUGAUAUAUAGUUAAUUGUAGAUGAAGCAUAAAGUUCAGAAUAAAAGAUGUAAUACCAGUGAUCCAUUGCUGGACUAAAUGUACAAAAUCUACUUUCAUCCUUGUUGCGUUAACUCGUCAAUUAUAUGGUGAAGGGAGUUUAAAUUAAAGUUU
Molecule: messenger RNA, 1008 nt
Organism: Solanum verrucosum
Lineage: Eukaryota; Viridiplantae; Streptophyta; Magnoliopsida; Solanales; Solanaceae
Product: CASP-like protein 5C1
Exons: 3
Coding region: 301-765 (154 amino acids)
Cellular component (GO): membrane
Source: RefSeq, a predicted model, not a curated record